UCUUGAAACUGCAUCUGAACUUGAAGGCCAAGGGAAAAUGACCCAUUACCAUAACGACUCUAAAGAGAACGAUGAAGUGGAGUUUGUGCGAACGGGCUAUGGGAAGGAUAUGGUAAAAGUUCUCCACAUUCAACGAGACGGAAAAUAUCACAGCAUUAAAGAGGUGGUGACUUCAGUGCAACUUACUCUGAGUUCCAAAAAGGAUUACCUGUAUGGAGACAAUUCAGACAUCAUUCCUACAGAYACCAUCAAGAACACAGUUCAUGUCAUGGCAAAGUUCAAAGGGAUCAAAACCAUAGAAAACUUUGCUUUGAAUAUCUGUGAGCAUUUCCUUUCUUCUUUUAACCAUGUCCUCCGAGCUCAUGUCUACAUGGAAGAGAUCCCUUGGAAACGUUUUGAAAAGAAUGGAGUUAAACAUAUUCAUGCAUUUAUUCACACUCCCACUGGAACACACUUCUGUGAGGUUGAACAGAUGAGGAACGGGUCUCCAGUCAUUCAUUCUGGAAUCAAAGACCUCAAGAUCUUGAAAACAACCCAGUCUGGAUUUGAAGGAUUCCUGAAAGACCAGUUCACCACCCUUCCUGAGGUGAAAGACAGAUGCUUUGCCACCCAAGUGUACUGCAAGUGGCGCUAUCACCAGAGCACAUACAUGGACUUUGAAGCUACUUGGGACACUGUUCGGGACAUCAUCUUGGAGAAAUUUUCUGGGCCUUAUGACAAAGGCGAGUACUCACCCUCCGUCCAGAAGACCCUCUAUGACAUCCAGGUGCUCACGCUGAGCCGGAUUCCCGAGAUCGAAGACAUGGAAAUCAGCUUGCCAAAUAUUCACUACUUUAACAUAGACAUGACCAAAAUGGGCCUGAUCAACAAGGAAGAGGUCUUGCUGCCAUUAGAUAAUCCAUAUGGUAAAAUUACUGGUACAGUCAAGAGGAAGCUGUCUUCAAGGCUGUGACCUUGUGGUAUAGGAAUCCAUUCUCAGUUGAGAAACUACUUCAUUUGCGAUGCUGCAGAUUGUAGGUGUUAGUCAUUUAGUCAUGCAACUUUUCAAUGUAGUACAUUAAUUAUUCACUUUCCUCCUGUACUUUUCUGAUACUUGACUCAGCAAGGCAUUUUGUGGAUUACCUUAUUAGUAAUAAUAACAUGCUCUGUGGAUAAAAUUUACUKUAAAAACCUUGAACAGUAUUAGAACAAUCACAAAUCAAUAUUUCUUUUUGGUGGUCUUGUGCCUUCCUGUCUUGGAGAUUUAGAAUCAAUUCAUUAAUGAAAUAAUUAUGAAUUAAUGGAGGUGCCACAUCAAUUAAUUUGAGCAUGAGUUGAAGAAGCAAAUAUUGUUUUCAUUGUAGCAAUGCUUYUGGGGA
This is a messenger RNA of Urocitellus parryii (Arctic ground squirrel), 1358 nucleotides long. RefSeq names its product uricase. Gene Ontology annotation, molecular function: urate oxidase activity. Lineage: Eukaryota; Metazoa; Chordata; Mammalia; Rodentia; Sciuridae. Gene Ontology annotation, cellular component: peroxisome. Gene Ontology annotation, biological process: urate catabolic process; purine nucleobase catabolic process. The record is from RefSeq and is a predicted model, not a curated record.